Molecule: messenger RNA, 690 nt
Organism: Necator americanus (New World hookworm)
Lineage: Eukaryota; Metazoa; Nematoda; Chromadorea; Rhabditida; Ancylostomatidae
Exons: 5
Coding region: 1-690 (229 amino acids)
Source: RefSeq, a predicted model, not a curated record
AUGAACGGUUCAAAUCCAUGUUUCACGUGGAUGAGUUCCUGUAUUUGGCUUUUGCUGGUGAUUUGCUUCAGCCAUGUUAACACAUUGGAGGAUUUCGAAGAUCGGAGGAAGUUUCACGAAUGGCUUUGUCACAAAAGACCAUCGUUACCAAGUUGUUCUUCACCGUUCACAUUGGCAAAGUUCAACGAAGAGCAGAAAACACAUGUAAACCACGCCGAUGAUAAUCGUUUACAGAAAUUAGCUCGCGCUAUGGGAACCAAGACCCGACGAGCUGCCUGGUGGGACGACUCGGAUGAGGACGAAGACUACGAGUACUAUUUGUGGAAAAAGUAUCGUCGUCAGAAAAUAAGAAGACGUCUUCAUGAAAAGUCGAGAGACAGUUCUUCGUCAGAAUCAGUCCAUUAUCAUUAUUACAACAAUGAGCGCCCGUACACGAGUUACUACCAUCGGCCAUAUUAUUCUGGGAGCUACGGCUAUCCUUACUACGGCAGCUCAUAUCCUUAUUACGGAGGAGGUUAUGGUUACGGAGGAGGCUACGGAGGAUAUGGAGGAGGCUACGGAGGAUAUGGAGGAUACGGUGGCGGCCAUCUUGGUUCCUUAUUCCAACUUGGUGCAGGACGACAGAUCGGUAUCUCGACGCCUAUUGGCGGAUUCGGGUACUCUAGUGGAUUUGGUAUAGGUAUUGGUUGA